AUGUCUGAAGGUGUAGCAUCAAACAUACAGCAACAGCCAAACGGAAAGGCACCAGCGAUCCAGCGUGAUCCUCAGCAGCAACAGCAAGGAGAACCUGAAGCCUCGGGUGUCGGUUUUCGUCCUCACCAUGAUCUCAUCAGCGUUCAACCUGCUCGUCUAGAUGAUUUACAGCCUAGAUAUGCGCAGGUACUUCGGCCUGAUGAAGAUAACCCUGCUGCCCACAGCUGGUACUCUAGCUUCAUGCACGGGCUGGGAGAGAUUAUUGGCAACUUGGGAGCAAUACCUUGCUGCAUCUGCUGCCCUAAUCCCUUCACACCUGUCAACCAAGGUCAGGUUGGACUAGUGACCAAAUUUGGUCGUUUUGAACGAGCUGUCGACCCCGGCCUUGUUAAGAUCAACCCGCUCAGCGAGAACUUGACCACUAUCGAUGUUAAGAUCCAGAUCGUCGAGGUCCCCCGUCAAGUCUGUAUGACCAAAGACAACGUUACCCUUCACCUGACUUCUGUUAUUUACUAUCAAAUUACCUCUCCCCAUAAGGCUGCCUUUGGCAUUACCGAUAUCCGUCAGGCAUUGGUUGAAAGAACACAAACCACUCUUCGCCAUGUCGUUGGCGCUCGUGUGCUACAAGACGUCAUUGAACGACGUGAGGAGCUUGCCCAGUCUAUCGGGGAAAUCAUCGAAGGUGUUGCUGGUGGGUGGGGUGUCCAGGUUGAGUCCAUGUUGAUCAAGGAUAUCAUCUUCAGCAAUGAGCUCCAGGAAUCUCUCUCCAUGGCUGCCCAGUCCAAGAGAAUUGGUGAGAGUAAGAUUAUUGCUGCUCGUGCAGAAGUUGAGGCUGCCAAGAUCCGAUACCUCGAUACCAUGCAGGCAAUGGCCAAGAGUUCCAACUCCAAGGUUAUUUUCCUCCCUGCUGCCAAUAACCAGGCCGUUAUGCAAGCUGCUCUCGCCAACGAGGCCGGAGAAGGAUCCAGCCGUCAAGUCAAUCCCUUCGAGCAGGAUGGAGGCGACGGUUUCCAAACCGCCAUGAACGCCCACGUCGUAGAGAACAUCUGA
Microsporum canis CBS 113480 is the source of this 1050-nucleotide messenger RNA. Its product is annotated as stomatin family protein. The transcript has 4 exons. The coding region runs from base 1 to 1050 and encodes 349 amino acids. Gene Ontology annotation, cellular component: plasma membrane. The record is from RefSeq and is a predicted model, not a curated record. Lineage: Eukaryota; Fungi; Ascomycota; Eurotiomycetes; Onygenales; Arthrodermataceae.